Messenger RNA from Staurois parvus, 747 nucleotides. The record is from the annotation of a GenBank genome assembly. Lineage: Eukaryota; Metazoa; Chordata; Amphibia; Anura; Ranidae.
AUGAUACAUACAGUAUGUUUUGUAUGCAGUUCUCUUUUUUUAUUCCUUCUGCAGGCCCCAACGUGGACAUACAUAUCUUGUGCUGUUGGUUUAUUUAUUUACCAGUCCUUGGAUGCCAUUGAUGGGAAGCAAGCAAGGAGAACAAACAGCAGUACUCCGCUGGGAGAGCUUUUUGACCAUGGAUGUGACUCCCUCUCUACAGUGUUUGUGGUUUUGGGAACAUGUAUUGCUGUACAGCUUGGUACACACCCGGACUGGAUGUUCUUCUGCUGCUUUGCAGGCAUGUUCAUGUUCUACUGUGCUCACUGGCAAACAUAUGUUUCUGGAAUGCUGCGAUUUGGAAUAAUUGAUGUGACUGAAGUUCAGAUCUUCAUAAUAAUCAUGCAUUUAUUGGCUGUGAUCGGUGGACCAGAUUUGUGGCAAUCAAUGAUUCCAGUGCUGAACAUGCAAGUAAAACUUGCUCCAGCCCUCUGCACUGUUGCUGGCACCAUAUUUUCUUCUAUCAAUUACUUUCGAGUUAUCUUUACCGGUGGGGUUGGGAAGAAUGGAUCAACAAUUGCAGGAACCAGUGUAUUGUCCCCAAUGCUACACAUUGGCACAGUCAUUAUUUUAGCAACGAUGAUUUACAAGAAAUCUGCUGUUCAGCUUUUUGAAAAGCAUCCGUGCCUUUAUAUUCUUGCAUUUGGAUUUGUUUCUGCGAAAGUAACAAAUAAGCUAGUAGUAAGUAGUCUUUUUUUACUUGUUUAA